Molecule: messenger RNA, 1293 nt
Organism: Penicillium subrubescens
Lineage: Eukaryota; Fungi; Ascomycota; Eurotiomycetes; Eurotiales; Aspergillaceae
Exons: 1
Coding region: 1-1293 (430 amino acids)
Source: RefSeq, a predicted model, not a curated record
AUGCCGAGGGAACGAAUUUUCCAACGUCCACCACGUCCUCCCCCAAUUAGGGAGACUGACGACAACGACACAAACCCUCCACCAAUAAACCACUCCAUUCUGAAUCCAUCACUACCCUUAAUUCAACAAAACAAGUGCUUCCUCUUCACGAUCUUUCCACCCGAAAUCCGCAACAGAAUCUAUGCCUUCUCUCUCGAAUCAGAAGAUAUAGAAGACCAAAUCCAACCCCAAGAUCAACCCCCAUCCCCUUCACAAUCAUCACCAACACAUCUCUAUCGCCGCAACGCCUUCUACUACCGCCCAGGCCACAUCCAACCCACAAGAAUCCGCACCGCUCUCCUCCAAACCUGCCAACAAAUCUACUCCGAAGCCUCUCUCCUCCCACCCGCCAUAAACAAACACACAUUCUGGUUCUACCGCGGGCCCCCCGAAAUCGCCACCUCGUCCUCCCCAUUCCAAUAUUUCAGUAAAAUGAGCCGCGCACAGCGCGACCAAGUCCAGCACAUCCAUCUCUUCACGCAGCAGUACUUUCUGGAAGAUAGUAAUAAGCUGUGGUCGAGGAUUUGGGAGGGCACGAUUUUGGAAUAUACGCCCCAUGGAGAUUAUUUUCGGCCUGGAUGGGGCAGGAGGAGAGUUGAGGCUCCCGUUCCGGUUGAUAAUAGGGAUAAGGAGAAAUAUGUUAUUGCGCCGAAGAAGUUGACGAUUACGUUCCGGCAUACGGAUUGGUGGUUUUGGGAGAAUGAUGAACCGUUGGGGAUUGACCCAUUCAGACUUGGUCGUACACGAGCACAUGAAAUGUGCCAUCAUCAUCACCAUCAGUUGAAUACUCAACUCACGCCCGAACAAAAACGUGCAUGGGGAAACCAAUUCACACACAUCCCAAGCUUGACAACCCUAACAAUCGAAUUCGAAACCAUCAUGCGAAAACGCGAUCAACUCGACGCGAUCAUCGACCAAGCACUGAAUUGGAAAUUCCCCCUUCAACCUGAGAAAUCGGUGUAUCUUGUUGCGCAACCAGAAUCGCGGAGUGCUUGGACGUGGGUUGGUGCUAAGGAGGGGGAUUUGAUGAGGCAGUCGAUUAGUGAGGGGAGGAGGGUGAUGGAUGAUGAUAUUGAGAAUGAUGAUGAUUCUACGGCUGAGAAGGGGGUGGGGAUGGUGCCUCAAGUUCCGGUUUUGAGGGCUUUUGAUGCGAAAGAGAGAGAUGCUGGCGCUGGUCAGGCUGAGGUUGAGUCUGACACGGAGGAGUUUUAUGUGAUUUUUUUGACUUGGAAGAAGCAGGUUGUUGAUGAAUGA